UAAAAUGAGUCUCUUACGAAUAGAGUAUAACGUUUAAAGCACGCGCUAAAAGAGAAAAGACUGCGGUGAACGGAAGUUGAGGGUCGUUCCAUAAACCCUGAACGCAACAUUUCCUUGCAACCCGGGAAAUCAAACUCGCUCUUCUGCAAAACAACAUACUGGACGUGCUUGCAUGCGGCAUCUGGUCAUUACAAGAGCCACCAACUUCUUAAAAUAACCCACAUCUGUGUGCGGGGUCUGAGCACAGGAACGUCUGCCUGCACGUGACGGAGCAUGUGCAGCUACAGCGACUCCACCAGUGACCUCGAUGAGGAGCUGCCCGUGUUUGACUUCCUCCAGGCGGGUCGACGGCGAGCUUCCCAGAGCCGUGUUGAGGCGUCCGCAGCAAAGGGCGACGCGGCCGCCGGCGGCACGGGGGCGGCGGAUGUGCUGAUGAUCAGCAGCGAUUCUGAUGACUGCGCACCUUACGUCCCUCUGGCACAGAGGCUGGAGCAGAGACGACGUAAAGCGAUUAGCCCCUCCUCCUCUUCCUCUUCCUCCUCCUACGCCGCCGCCGGUAAUGGGGAAGACGGCGAGCGCUGUCCGCCAUCUAAUCUCCCCCGCCCGAACGGGCCGUCGGGUUCAGACUGGCUGCUCGGCCUCCGUCAGGCGAGGACGGCGAGCCGCGGUGCCUCUCCUGUCAGGAGGAAACCCGCCGGGCGAGGACAGCAGAAAGACAAAGAGGAACGAGAGAGGCAGAAGGCCGAGAGGAAGGCUCUGGCCGAGGCCGCCAAGGCCUUGAGGCCCGAGGAGUGCAUCAAGCGCAUGGUGGUGGCCGUGGACCCGGCUCUCCUACAGCUGGAAGGAGGCGGCGUGCUGCUGUCCUCGGUUCAGGCUCUGGGCUGCAGCUGCGCCGUCGAGAAACAAUCCGUACCACGCAGCGUCAGCUGGAUGAGGAGAGCGGCCGGCGCCCAGCCAGGCGGUGGCGGCGGCGGCGUGCCCGAGGCCCACGUGGUGAUGCAGGUGACGGUGGACGACUUCGUCACUCUGGUCCAGGGAUACGUUCAGGAAGAGGGGCGUGUCCCGUGUGGCUCCGGUCCCUCUCUGACGUCCUGGGUGCAGGAGCAUCAGCGGCGGCACCCCGGCAAGGUGCUCAGCCUGGCGGUCAUCGACCUGGAGAGCUACUUCAGGUCCCAGAAGUCCCAGAGCCAGAAGCGCUUCAGAGAGGCGGUCGCUGGCGAGGAGCUGGGGGGGGAAGGGAAAGCGAAGAGGAGGAGGAAGAACGGCGGAGAGGAGGCGCGACCCGAGGUGUCGCAGGUGGAGGUGGAGGAGGCGGUGGUGCAUCUCCAGCUCCACACCGGCGUCUCCGUCCGCUUCCUGUUGACCUGGAAGGACUUCUCGGCUCACAUCGCCAUGACGACCAAAGCGGUGGCGGAGGCGCCUUUCAAGCGAGAGAGGGAGCAGACGGGCUUUUCGUUCCACCUGGAGAGCGAGUGGGCGGGGGGGCAGCGGGUGGACCGAGGGGGGAGGGGCCUGCUGCAGGCCUGGAGGAGGCAGAUCCAGCAGUUCAACAGGGUCAGUCCCGACAUGGCCUCGGCCAUCCUGGUCGCGUAUCCCUCCCCACAGCUGCUCCGGAAGGCUUACAGUCAUUGCAAGAGCGACCGUGAGAAGAUCUCCCUCCUGUCCGACCUGGUGGUCCGGCGAGGGGAAGGCGUGACCUCCACGGCGCGCCGCGUCGGCCCGGAGCUCUCCAAGCGCCUCUUCCUCCUGAUGAACUCCUGCGACCCGCAGCAGACACUGGACUCCACCGUCUGACCACCUUUUAAUCAAGAUGUUUAUCGUCUUUGGACUAUCAUGCAAUUUUUAAACUAUGGAGUUGGGAUUCCUUUUAAUUCAUUUUCUUCUCAUGUAUAAAGUGAAGUUUUUAUCCCAAAUUGUAUUUUUGAAGAUUGCAAUCAUUAAAAGGUAAAAUAUUCUGAGCAGUUCUGCACAAACUACGUCAACCGGCCAAGUGAAGCCGGCGGUGAAGCGUCUUUAAGACGUGCGUUCUCUCUCCUGACCAGCAGGGGGCGACUCCUCCAGUUGCAAAAAGAAGACUGAUUGUCUAGAAGUUUAUGAGGAAAUGAUUACUCUUGAUUUAUUACCUCAGUAAACAUGAAUUUAUAACAAUAGUACAUUUAAAAUGUACUGAAGGCACAUAAACAUGAGUUUAUUUCUCAAUCUCUAGUUUCAAGACAGCAUGAUGUUCAUUUAGUACAGUGGUUCUUAAACUGUGCGGCGCGCCCCUCUACUGGGACACCAAGGCAUUACAGGUUAUUAUGCAAGGGUAAUUAAAUGCAGAUUUAAAAAAGUAUAUAGAUUUUAGUUUUUCACAGGUUUCACUCUUGUUAUUAUCAUGAAGAGAUAUUCAGUGCAAAACAGGUUCAUUGCAGCCACAAUAAGCAGUUUGCCAAAUAUUAUUUAUUUUUGCACAGCUAUAACUAUUUGUAUUCUUUCAUUAGUUGUUUUUGUCCGAUGUAGCAAUCUGGUUAAAUUGAAAGUGAUUGCAAAUUUGUUUUAUUAUUUGAAAAAGCACAGAUGGACUCACAAAGUGUUUAUUUCAAUAAAAGUCAGUGUGGACCA
Messenger RNA from Pseudoliparis swirei, 2601 nucleotides. RefSeq names its product essential meiotic structure-specific endonuclease 1 (gene eme1). Gene Ontology annotation, biological process: mitotic intra-S DNA damage checkpoint signaling; double-strand break repair; resolution of meiotic recombination intermediates. Gene Ontology annotation, cellular component: Holliday junction resolvase complex; nucleus. Gene Ontology annotation, molecular function: nuclease activity; DNA binding. Bases 274 to 1794 code for a protein of 506 amino acids. Lineage: Eukaryota; Metazoa; Chordata; Actinopteri; Perciformes; Liparidae. The transcript has 9 exons. The record is from RefSeq and is a predicted model, not a curated record.